Abrus precatorius (Indian licorice) is the source of this 2640-nucleotide messenger RNA. Its product is annotated as ABC transporter B family member 28. Gene Ontology annotation, molecular function: ABC-type oligopeptide transporter activity; ATP hydrolysis activity; ATP binding. The record is from RefSeq and is a predicted model, not a curated record. NCBI's taxonomy places the organism in Eukaryota, Viridiplantae, Streptophyta, Magnoliopsida, Fabales, Fabaceae. Gene Ontology annotation, cellular component: membrane. Gene Ontology annotation, biological process: transmembrane transport. The transcript is spliced from 17 exons. The coding region runs from base 72 to 2201 and encodes 709 amino acids.
AAUCCCCCCUUUUCGUUCUCCUUGUUUUCCACUUCACCACGUUUCUUCACUGGUGGUGUUGCGCAGCUUCAAUGGCCUCUGCAACACUGUGUCACUGUCAUCUCCCUCUUCCUCUUCCUCCUACUCGUUCUUAUUCUUCUUCUCUUUGUAUCAGAACUAUGAAACCACCACUCUCUCUUUCACUCUCAACCCUUCUCAUCCCCCAUCUCCACGCGCGCUGCUUCUCUCCGCCACGCGCCUACGUAACCGGACCCGCAACUGACCCUAAUUUAUGCGACCCGGAUCCGAAGCUCCUCGGGUUGGCUCCGGAGGAGACGAAGCCACGGAACGUGAUUACGUGGAACCUCCUCUGCACACUUCUCAUGAAGCACAAACUGCGCCUCGCUGUUUCGGUUGCGACGCUCUUCGCCUGCACCACCUGCACCCUAUCCAUGCCCAUUUUUUCUGGGCGGUUUUUUGAAGUUCUUAUUGGUGCUAGACCUGAGCCGUUAUGGAGGUUGCUCAGUAAAAUUGGAGUUCUGUAUGCCCUGGAGCCACUUUUAACUGUUAUUUUUGUUAUAAACAUGAACAUAGUGUGGGAGAAAGUCAUGUCAACACUAAGAGCUCAGAUCUUUGGAAGAAUAUUGAUUCAGAAGAUUGAAUUUUUUGACAAAUACAAGGUUGGUGAACUCACUGGUUUGUUAACAUCUGAUUUGGAUUCUCUUAAAAAUAUUGUUAGCGAGAAUGUUUCAAGGGAUCGUGGAUUCAGGGCAUUAUCCGAGGUCAUUGGAACAAUAUUCAUACUUUUUACUUUAUCCCCUCAACUGGCACCAAUUCUGGGUAUUCUGAUGCUCGCAGUUUCCAUUUCAAUUGCUGUCUACAAGAGAUCAACUUUGCCUGUUUUUAAAGCCCAUGGGAUGGCCCAAGCAUCUAUAUCUGAUUGUGUGACAGAAACAUUUGCUGCUAUUCGAACAGUAAGAUCGUUUGGUGGGGAAAAACGUCAAAUGUUUACAUUUGCUAAUCAGGUUCUAUCUUUCCAAUCAAGUGGGAUAAAGCUUGGGACUUUCAAAUCUGUAAAUGAAUCCUUGACUAGAGUUGCUGUUUAUAUUUCUUUAAUAGCACUAUAUUGUCUUGGAGGGAGCAAAGUUAAGGCGGGUGACCUCUCCGUUGGAACUAUGGCAUCUUUUAUUGGAUAUACUUUCACUUUAACAUUCGCCGUUCAAGGACUGGUUAAUACUUUUGGUGAUCUUCGGGGAACUUUUGCUGCUGUUGAGAGGAUCAACUCCGUUUUGUCUGGAGCUCAAGUUGAUGAUGCCCUUGCCUAUGGCUUAGAAAGAGAACUGAAACAAAAAACUGUGGACGAUGACAACUAUAAACUGUUUUUCUCUAAUACUUCUGUGGAGAAUAACCAAAGAAAUUAUUUGCAUUACAUGUCAGCACUAAAAACAUCAAGCAAUUUAUUUAGCUUAGCUUGGUCUGGAGAUGUUUGUCUUGAAGAUGUGUAUUUCUCUUAUCCUUUAAGGCCAGAUGUGGAAAUCUUACGCGGCUUAAAUUUAAGACUAAAAUGUGGAACUGUAACUGCGUUGGUGGGUCCUAGUGGUGCUGGAAAAAGUACGGUAGUACAGUUAUUGUCUCGUUUUUAUGAGCCAACAAGAGGGUGUAUAACAGUUGCAGGAGAGGAUGUCCGAACAUUUGACAAAAGUGAAUGGGCCCGGGUUUUCUCUAUUGUAAAUCAAGAGCCUGUUCUGUUUUCUGUGUCUGUUGGAGAAAAUAUUGCAUAUGGACUUCCAGAUGAAAAUGUUUCAAGAGAAGAUGUGAUUAAGGCAGCGAAAGCUGCAAAUGCUCACGACUUUAUAAUUUCACUUCCACAGGGGUAUGAUACACUUGUUGGUGAGCGUGGUGGCCUACUGAGUGGAGGACAGAGACAGAGAAUUGCUAUUGCCCGAGCUCUCCUAAAGAAUGCUCCCAUCCUUAUACUUGAUGAGGCUACCAGUGCCCUGGAUGCAGUCAGUGAGCGCCUGGUCCAGGGUGCUCUCAACCAUUUGAUGAAGGGAAGGACAACAUUAGUAAUAGCUCAUCGAUUAAGCACAGUCCAAAAUGCCUAUCAAAUUGCAGUCUGUUCUGAGGGGAGGAUUGCAGAACUGGGCACCCAUUUUGAGCUAUUGGCUAAGAAGGGCCAAUAUGCAUCGCUGGUUGGUACUCAAAGGCUUGCAUUUGAAUAAGUUCAUAUUGUGAAGGUAUCAAAAUAUGUUCAACUUUUGUGAUGAGAUCUUAAGAUGAGGAAGAAAUGGAGAUUACAGCAUUUAGGUUGGCAAGACACUCAGUUGGAAGGCCAAGGAAGGAGUUCAUAAGGAAAUCAUCAAUAGGAUCAACUGUUGCCACACCAACCAGUCUGCAUUUUCCCUCUUUAUCCAAUCUCUUGCCUCUUACACUCUUCGUAGUGCCCUCUGAUUCUUCAGAUGUCAACACUGUAUUCACCAGUAAUGGGGGAGCCUUAUAGAGACUACCAGCAGAAAACAAGAACUUGGCCUUGAAUUCAAGAUCAACCUUUGCAAAAAGAAAAAGAAAAAAAAAAAAAACAAUGCAAUCAUAUCAUCAAUUGGGUGUUUAUGGAAUUAUGGUAAGUUUGAGUAAACUUCUUAAAAAGCACUUAUGAGAAGA